AUGUUGUUGCCAAAGGGUGGAGUUAACUGGAAGUCCGCGAGAUCGCGGUUACCGCCAUGGAGGGCGGUUCUCGUUCUCCUGACACGCACUCGGUUUCUGAUCUCGAUUGCCGUGACUGGUCUGAUUCUCCUGCUUUGGCGUGGCGUCAGCAAGUCCGCGUCGGAGAUGCAAAAUUUCUACUGCUAUGGCUCGAGCAAGUCGCCGAUGGAGAUGUCCAUCAACGAGAUGGUCGAGUGGAAUGCUCACGCCCAGACUCCUGUCCUCUUCAACCACCACGCCCCCUACGAAGUGAACAACACCUCCAUCGCUGAGGUGGACCUGAACCCUAUCUCCUCGACCGUGCAGGCCGUUUCUAACCGUGAGCGCGUGCUCAUCCUGACCCCUCUCCGCGACGCCGCCCCCUACCUCGAGAAAUACUUCGAUCUCCUGUACAAGUUGACCUACCCCCACGAACUGAUCGACCUGGCUUUCCUGGUUGGCGACACCAAGGAUGACACCUUGGCCAACUUGGCGUCUGAACUCGAUCGUAUCCAGAACCACGCCGAUGAAAAAAUCCGCUUCCGCAGUGCGACCGUCGUCCGUAAGGACUUUGGCGCUGAUGUUGAGAUGAGCGUUGAGGAGCGACACGGUUUCGCUGCUCAGGGUCCUCGCCGCAAGGCGAUUGGGCGUGCUCGCAACUACCUGCUCUACUCUGCGCUCAAGGCUGAUCACUCCUGGGUUUACUGGCGUGAUGUGGAUAUUGUGGACUGCCCUGAGCGCAUUCUGGAGGACUUCAUGGCCCACGACAAGGAUAUUCUGGUCCCGAACAUUUGGUUCCACCGUUACCGUGAUGGCCGUGAUGUUGAGGGUCGCUUCGACUACAACUCUUGGAUCGAAUCUGACAAGGGUCGCCGCUUGCGCGCAACCCUGGACCCUGACACCGUUUUGGCUGAAGGUUACAAGGAAUACGACACCGGCCGCACCUACAUGGUCAGCAUGGGUGACUGGCGAAAGGACAAGGACGAGGAGGUUGAGCUUGACGGAAUUGGUGGCGUGAACAUUCUCGUCAAGGCCGAUGUCCACCGCUCAGGUAUCAACUUCCCCGCAUAUGCAUUCGAGAACCAGGCCGAGACCGAAGGUUUCGCCAAGAUGGCUAAGCGCGCCGGUUACCAAGUCGUCGGUCUGCCCAACUACGUCGUCUGGCACAUCGAUACCGACGAGAAGCCCGGUAACCUAGGAGAUCGCAAGGCGUACUAA
Molecule: messenger RNA, 1236 nt
Organism: Penicillium pulvis
Lineage: Eukaryota; Fungi; Ascomycota; Eurotiomycetes; Eurotiales; Aspergillaceae
Product: ANP1/MMN9/VAN1 family protein
Exons: 5
Coding region: 1-1236 (411 amino acids)
Biological process (GO): cell wall mannoprotein biosynthetic process; protein N-linked glycosylation
Cellular component (GO): mannan polymerase complex
Molecular function (GO): alpha-1,6-mannosyltransferase activity
Source: RefSeq, a predicted model, not a curated record